Messenger RNA from Nipponia nippon (crested ibis), 946 nucleotides. The record is from RefSeq and is a predicted model, not a curated record. Lineage: Eukaryota; Metazoa; Chordata; Aves; Pelecaniformes; Threskiornithidae.
AUGCCUUGUGCCGAGUGCCCUAGCGUGGCGAGGGAUGUGCUGGUGCUGCACCAAAGCCAGGCCAGCCCCCCCGGGCAGGACCUCAUGGCUGAAAGAGACUUGCAUGAAGGAAGUAAUGUUCUAAGAAUGUCAUCAGGCAUCCAAAUAAAACCCAAGACUGCAGUACAGAAAAGCAAGACAUCUCCUUUGCCAUGUUCUCCGGAACCUGCAAUUAAACCACAACCAAAGCCAAGUGACAAGCUGAAUCCUAAAACUAUUGAUCCGUUUGGUGCUCAUUCUCGACCACCUUCCGCAUUUGCUGCUAUAUACGCUAAAGGUGGCAUUCCAUGCAGGUUAGUGCAUGGCUCAGUAAAGCACAGACUGCAAUGGGAAUGCCUUCCUGAAACUGUUCCCUUUGAUCCUCUUCUUCUAACAUUGGCAGAGGGUCUAAGAGAGACAAAACAUCCCUAUACAUUUGUUUCAAAGGAGGGUUUUAAAGAAUUACUUAUGGUUGAAGGUGCUGCUGAAAAAGCAAUUCCCUUGUUGCCUCGUCUAGUUCCAGUGUUAAAGGCUGCAUUGGCCCAUUCAGAUGAUGAAGUAUUCAGAAGGGGAUUGGAAGCUUUAGUUCAACUGAGUGCUGUUGUUGGCCCAUCUCUUAAUGAUCAUCUUAAGCACCUACUCACAAAUCUUUCAAGGAGAUUAAUGGACAAGAAAUUUAGAGAAAAAAUUACUGUUACUUUACAAAAGUUGGAACAAUAUGGUGGAAAGGCAACUGUGGCUAUCAUAAAAUCUAAAAUUCCAACCUAUUGUUCUGUCUCUUCGUGAUCAAGAAAACUGUAGUGAUUUGUACUGUAAGUUGAAGUUUGGAAAGAAACUGCCUGUGAACAUCACUGACACUUAUUUGGGGUAUGAUAUAUUGUCUUAAAAUAAUCACAAUUCUUCAGUAUGAUGGAGAGUGGGAAAAGUC